This is a messenger RNA of Glycine soja, 3357 nucleotides long. Its product is annotated as protein TIC110, chloroplastic-like. The transcript has 15 exons. Gene Ontology annotation, cellular component: TOC-TIC supercomplex I. The record is from RefSeq and is a predicted model, not a curated record. Lineage: Eukaryota; Viridiplantae; Streptophyta; Magnoliopsida; Fabales; Fabaceae. The coding region runs from base 154 to 3126 and encodes 990 amino acids. Gene Ontology annotation, biological process: protein import into chloroplast stroma.
CCUUAGGAGCUCAAUUAAGGCCCUGGCCAUCUUCAUCUUCCUUUCCGUUAAAAACACUACAGUAACUGUAACGGUGCAACCCUCUCUCUCUGUUUCUUCUGCAACAAACAACCACACUCCAGUUUUACGACGUCGUUUUCCGAGGGAAUCAUCAUGAAUCCCUCACACACUCUCAUUCCUUCUUCCCACUGCUACCCUCCCCUCCUUCCUUUUACUUUCGCAACUCUUUGCACCUCCCAACGACGCCGUUUCAGAGUCUUCUUCCCUCGCUGUUUCUCCGCCACCUCCGCUCCGCCGCAAGUCCCGAAGGAUCUCUGCGGAAUCGAACACCUCGUCGAUAAGCUGUCGCCGCCGGUGCGGCUCGCAACCUCCGUCGUUGUCUUCGCCGCCGCUGCCUCCGCCGGAUAUGGACUCGGCUCCAAGCUCGGUGGAUGCCAGAAUGUCGCUAUCGGCGGAGCCGUCGCGUUCGGCGUGGCCGGCACCGCCGCUGCUUACGCUCUCAAUGCGGUUGCGCCGCAAGUCGCUGCCGUGAAUUUGCAUAACUAUGUGGUAGGGCUUGAUAAUCCUUUCUUGUUGAAGAAGGAAGACAUCGAUGGAAUCUCCAAUAGGUAUGGUGUGAGCAAGCAGGAUGACGCAUUUAAAGCGGAGAUUUGUGAUAUUUACAGCCACUUUGUGUCGUCUUUGCUUCCUCCUGGUGAUGUGGAGCUUAAAGGAGACGAGGCUGAUAAGAUCAUUAGCUUCAAGAAUUCUUUAGGAAUUGAUGACCCAGAUGCAGCUGCUAUGCAUAUUGAGGUUGGUAGGAACAUUUUCAGGCAGAGGCUUGAGGUUGGGGAUUGUGAAGCGGAUAUUGAGCAAUACCGGGCAUUUCAGAAGCUGAUAUAUAUGUCAUAUCUCGUUUUUGGAGAAGCAUCAUCAUUCCUUCUACCUUGGAAGCAUGUGUUCAAGGUCACUGAUUCUCAGGUUGAAGUAGCUAUACGUGACAAUGCCCAGCGAUUGUAUGCUUCCAAGCUGAAAUCAGUUGGCAGAGAUAUUGAUGCAGAACAACUCGUUACACUUAGAGAAGCACAACACUUGUAUUGCCUUUCUGAUCAGCUUGCUGAAAACUUGUUUAAGGAGCACACAAGGAAAUUGGUUGAGGGAAGUAUUUCAGUAGCACAUGGUAUACUUAAAUCCCACACAAGAUCUGUCUAUGGAGUUAUCGAAGCUGUAGAGGAGCUUGAUAGUAUAUUGGCUUUUAAUAAUAUACUAAUCUCAUUAAAGAACCACCCAGAUGUGGACCACUUUGCUCAAGGUGUUGGCCCAGUUUCUUUACUGGGUGGUGAGUAUGAUGGUGACAGAAAGAUAGAGGACUUGAAGCUCCUUUAUAGAGCAUAUAUUGCAAAUGCUUUGUCUAGUGGUCGCAUGGAAGAUAAUAAAGUAGCUGCACUAAAUCUGUUGAGAAAAUUUUUUGGGUUGGGUAAACGUGAAGCCGAAGCCAUUAUGCUUGAUGUUACAUCAAGAGUAUAUCGCAAAAAACUUGCACAGGCUGUCUCAGGUGGUUCUUUAGAAAUGACAGAUAGCAAGGAAACAUUCCUUCAAAAACUUUGUGAUGAAUUACACUUUGAUCCACAAAAGGCCUGUGAAAUUCAUGAAGAAAUUUACCGCCAAAAGCUUCAGCAAUUGGUGGCUGAUGGGGAGCUCAGUGAUAAAGAUGCUGCUGCUUUGUUGAGGUUGGGUGUAAUGCUCUGUAUACCUCAACAGACCAUUGAUACAGCUCACUCGGAUAUCUGUGGCAGUUUGUUUGAAAAGGUUGUCAAGGAUGCGAUUGCAUCAGGGGUUGAUGGAAAUGGUGCUGAGAUGAGGAAAUCAGUAAGAAAAGCAGCACAUGGCUUGCGACUAACCGGGGAUACUGCUAUGUCUAUUGCAAGCAAGACCGUAAGGAAAAUAUUUAUUAAUUACAUAAAACGUGCACGAGCAGCUGGGAAUUGUACAGAAUCUGCAAAAGAAUUAAAGAAAAUGAUAGCUUUCAACACCUUGGUUGUGACUGAGUUGGUGAAUGACAUUAAAGGGGAGUCAGAUGAUGAGUCGACUGAAGAACCUGGAAAGGAUGACGUGAUACAAACUGAAGAUGAAGAAUGGGAUUCUCUGCAGACACUUAAGAAAAUAAGACAAAACAAAGAACUCGAAGCAAAGCUGGGGAAUCUUGGUCAUACAGAAAUUACUCUUAUAGAUGACCUUUCGGAAAGAGAUAGAACUGAUCUUUACAAGAUAUACCUCCUAUUCUGUUUAACUGGUGAAGAGACAAGGGUUCCAUUUGGUGCCCAAAUCACUGCCAAGAAGGAUGAUUCAGAAUAUGUUCUGCUAAAUCAGCUUGGCGGGAUUCUUGGUUUGAGUGGUAAAGAAAUAGUGGAAGUACAUAGAAGUCUAGCAGAGCAAGCUUUUAGGCAGCAAGCUGAGGUAAUUUUAGUGGAUGGACAGCUGACAAAGGCCAGGGUGGAGCAGCUUAAUAAUCUGCAGAACCAAGUUGGCUUACCUCAAGAAUAUUCUCAGAAGAUAAUCAACAGUAUAACUACUACCAAAAUGGCAGCAGCCAUUGAAACUGCAGUAACUCAAGGGAAGCUUAGUAUUAAGCAGAUAAGAGAACUUAAGGAAGCCAGUGUUGAGAUAGACAACAUGGUAUCUGAAGACUUGAGAGAGACCCUCUUCAAAAAAACUGUUGGUGAUAUUUUCUCAUCAGGCACUGGAGAGUUCGAUGAGGAGGAAGUAUAUGAAAGAAUCCCGUUGGAUCUCAACAUUAAUAAAGAGAAAGCAAGAGGCGUGGUUCUAGAGCUUGCAGAAACUAGGUUAUCUAACUCUCUCAUUCAAGCCGUGGCACUAUUAAGACAGAGAAAUCGUGAAGGGGUGGUUUCUUCACUCAAUAACAUGCUGGCUUGUGACAAAGCAGUGCCCUCUCGGCCACAUUCGUGGGGAGUGCAAGAGGAGCUUGCUGAUCUUUAUACUAUAUACAUGAAGAGUAAUGCAACUCCUGAAAAAUUGUCUCGUUUGCAGUAUCUGUUGGGCAUAAAUGAUUCCACAGCAGCUUCUCUUCGAGAGAUGGGAGAAAGAUUGCUUAGUAAUAAUGCAGAGGUAGAGGAGUUUGUAUUCUGAGAAUUAUAAGAAACAGUUGUCAAAAAACCCAUUUUCUAUUGUCAUAUUGUUUAAAGGUGAAAGAAAAGAAAAUCAUAUAGAUUCUCGGGAAAGAAAUGAGUAAGACGCAGAUUUAUGAGUAGAAGUUGGGAUUUCAGAUUGAUCAUAUUUUGACAGUACGAUUUAGUCUGCUGAUGUUUUUGAUCAAUGCAAAUCAUAUUGAUCUUUAUCAAAAUAAAAAGGGUUAAAUUA